AUGUCUCGCAAGAUCGUUACCGUCGUCGGCGCCACUGGCCAGCAAGGGCAGGCUGUCAUUGCUGCGUUCGCCAAUAAUCCACAGUACCAGAUCCGCGGCCUCACGCGAAACCCUUCCAGUGCUGCCGCACAAGCCCUCUCUGGCAGAGGGAUCGAUGUAGUCAGAGCCGACAUAAACGAUAUCGAUGCCAUAACAGCCGCCUUCAAAGGCUCACGCAUCAUCUUUGCAGUCACAGAUUUUUGGGCGCUCUACCAGCAACAAGGAUACGAAAAAGCCAAGGAGCUUGAACGACAGCAGGGUAUCAACAUGGUCAAAGCUGCAGCGGCGGUCCCGACGCUGGAACACUACAUCUGGAGUACCUUGGGCAAAACAAAAGAGGAAUACCCGGUGUACCACUUCGAGGGCAAGUUCGAAGUGGAGCAGACAAUCCGCGCGGACUAUCCGGACCUACAUGCAAAGACCACAUUCUUACUCGUCUGUUUCUAUGCAAAUAACCUCCAGAUUGCCUCACUCAGGCCCUACUGGAUUGAGACCGCGGGGAAAUAUGUACAGUUCACCACCUAUGAUCCGGAGACAGUUAUACCUUUUAUUGGAGACGUGAUGAAUCUGACACCUUUUAUCGAGGCUAUCGUCAAAAGCCCGGCGGAGAAGGUCAGGAACGGCGCAAUGGUGAUUGCCAGCAUUGCACAAUGGACGGCAAGGAAGUGGGUUGAGGAGUGGGCGAGAGCGAGGGGGAAAAUGGUACAGCUUGUCCGCAUCCCUCGUGAUGACUACGAUGCGCUGUGGCCGUGGCCAAGAUGGGCCGAGGAGUUUGCACUCAUGAUGGAUUACUUUCAGUUUGUGCCUGUACAGGAAUGGGUCGAGCCCGGCGUGAGAGUUUUGACUGCAGAGGAUCUGGGAGUCAGGCCCGUGCAGACGAUGGAGGAGUGGGCUAGGGCUUAUGAGCUUCCCGAUCCUAGUUUGUCUACUAUCUGA
Molecule: messenger RNA, 975 nt
Organism: Aspergillus nidulans FGSC A4
Lineage: Eukaryota; Fungi; Ascomycota; Eurotiomycetes; Eurotiales; Aspergillaceae
Product: NmrA/HSCARG family protein
Exons: 1
Coding region: 1-975 (324 amino acids)
Source: RefSeq, a predicted model, not a curated record